Messenger RNA from Lingula anatina, 1404 nucleotides. RefSeq names its product (Lyso)-N-acylphosphatidylethanolamine lipase-like. Gene Ontology annotation, cellular component: mitochondrion. Lineage: Eukaryota; Metazoa; Brachiopoda; Lingulata; Lingulida; Lingulidae. Gene Ontology annotation, molecular function: carboxylic ester hydrolase activity; lysophosphatidic acid acyltransferase activity. The record is from RefSeq and is a predicted model, not a curated record. Gene Ontology annotation, biological process: lipid homeostasis; phosphatidic acid biosynthetic process.
GUAAAAUAAACACCAAAGAGUAGAAGAUGGCCGACGAAGAAAUAAAUAGCCAAGUUGAAUUAGAUGUGGACAAUGCUGGCUGGUUACGAAGAAAACUGCGAUGGAAGCCAACAUCUAAAGGACUGUUAGCAGAGGCCGAGCAGAAACUGUUUCAGUCUCUCAAAGGAAAAUACCAGGGCAAGUACAUCCCUGUAUCAAAUGGGCAAAAUCAAAUCUGGACAAUAUGUUUUAACGGACAGUUACAGUCAGUUAAAACUGAGACCACCACAGAUGACAAAUCCUCCUCUUCUUCACACCAUCAUCAUCACCAUCAUCACCACCACCACCAUCAUCACGACCAUUCUUCAAAGAAAUCUCCCCUCAUCCUCAUUCAUGGCUUUGGAGGUGGAGUAGGCCUAUGGGCACGAAACCUACUUCCAUUAUCAAAAGACCGACCCCUCUAUGCAUUUGACGUCCUAGGCUUUGGGAGAAGCUCAAGACCUGAUUUUGGCCACGACCCUAGUGAGAUCGAGGAGGAAUUCGUCCAGUCCAUCGAGGAUUGGAGAAAGGGUGUUGGUCUGGAGAAAUUUGUCAUGUUGGGUCACAGUUUUGGAGGAUUUUUGUCAGCGGCCUAUGCAUUGAGACAUCCAGAGCAUGUGGAACAUGUGAUACUGGUGGACCCCUGGGGCUUCCCUGAAAAGCCGGCAGAUUAUCAGCAGCUCAGGAGGUUACCUGUGUGGGCCAGGGCUAUAGCACGGAUGUUACAGCCGUUCAAUCCACUGGCAGGGUUAAGGGCACUGGGACCCCUAGGUCCAGGCUUGGUUAAAAAAUUCCGCCCAGAUCUGAUGCGUAAAUUUGGCAAUGAGGAAGAUGAUGGGUCUAUCCAGAACAUAGCUGAUUAUAUCUAUCACUGUAAUGCUCAGGACCCAAGUGGUGAAACAGCCUUCAAAAGAAUCAGCAUUCCAUUUGCCUGGGCAGCCAACCCAAUGCUACACCGUAUCCAUGAAAUCCAGAAAGAUAUUCCCUUCACUAUGAUUCAUGGAAAGGAUUCCUGGGUGGACAAUGAAAGUGCUUACAAGACCAAGAGCAUCAGGAGUGACUCCUAUGUUGGAAUUGAGAUCAUAGAAGAUGCAGGCCAUCAUGUGUAUGCAGACCGACCCAAAGAAUUCGAUGAAGUGGUGUUGAAAGUUUGCAAAAUGGUAGAUGAGGGAAACUUGAGGUCAAGUCCAGAGAAGAAAGAGACAUCUUUAUAACUCCGUAAUGAUUUUAAAUGAAAAUAAUCAAACACAAGCCGAACAAUCUUUCAUACCAUUAGCUUACGGCCAACCUGGACGUAGGCCUUCAUCAGACUGAUGUGAGUAGAAGUUGACACUCACUGACCUAUGGGUGAUUUAGUGGCCAGUACCCUCCUAUAAAUGUCAGGUA